AUGCAUUUUAUUUUAUGUUCUAUUCGACAUUCAUCAAAUAUAUUAAAUCAUCGUCGAUUUUCUCUUACAUCAUCAAAACAAAAUCUUUUUAAAAGUUUAUUUGAUCAUUUUCAAUAUGCUCGUAAAGCAAAACAAGCUGCACAACGACGUGGAAUUGAUUUAUCAAAUUUAACUCCUGAACAACAAAUAAAAUUCAAACCAAUAUUACGAAUGAAAAGUGCAUUUCGUGUUGUUAAUAUAACAAUGGGUAUAAUGGCUGUUAUAGCUACAACUGUUUGGUAUAGACGUCGUCAAAAAGAAUAUCAAGUUGGAAAAGAAAUUAAUGAUGAAUUAAAACCAAUUUGGAUGGAUUUAAAAUAUUUUAAACAUAAAGGUGCUAUGAUUGGAAAUUAUUUAUUACCUGAACAAAUUGUUGGAAAAUUAAAACAAUUAAAAUCAUUUCAAUUCAAUCAAUCUGAUUGUAUUUGUGCAUCAUUUCCUAAAUCAGGAACAACUUUACUACAAGAAAUUGUUUAUUUAAUUCAAACUAAUUUUGAUUAUGAAUCAGCAAAAAAAAUUGAUAUUACCGAAAGAUAUUCAUUUCUUGAAUGGCCAACUGUUGAUCUUAAAAAAUUAUCAUUAGAUAAAACAAAUAAAUCAAGACUUUUUAAAACACAUUUACCACCAGAAUUUUUUAAUGAAACUUUUAAAAAAGCUAAAGUUAUUUAUAUUUAUCGAAAUCCAAAAGAUGUAACUGUUUCAUUAUUUCAUUUUCUUCGUUCGAUAAAUAUUGAACUAACUUAUUCUGGUCCAUGGAAUCAAUUUGUUCAAUCUUUUCUUAUUGAUGAAAUUUAUUAUGCACCAUGGUGGCGUCAUGUUAAUGAUUAUCAUUCUCUUAAUGAUUCUAUUUUUUUUGUUGCUUAUGAAGAUCUUCUUACUAAUUUUCGACCAACUGUUCGUCGUUUAGCAGCUUAUUUAGGAAAAGAAAAAGAAUUAACAGAAGAACAAUUAGAUAAACUUGAAAAAUGGUGUUCAUUUGAUUCAAUGAAACAAAAUCCUAAAGUUAAUUACAAUUGGUUUCGUGAUUGGGGUUUUGUUAAUAAAUCGUUUUCAUUUUUACGAAAAGGUAAAAUAGGUGAUUGGUUAAAUCAUUUUGAUGUUGAACAAUCUAAAAGCUAUGAUAAAAUGGUAUCAACUCGUCUAUCGCCAUCAAUUCCUCCAUUGAAUUAUGGAAUAUCUUCAGAAGAUCAACAACGUCUUUAUGAUUAUGAUGCUAAAAAAAAUUCUUCUCAAUCUUCUUAG
Rotaria sp. Silwood1 is the source of this 1281-nucleotide messenger RNA. NCBI's taxonomy places the organism in Eukaryota, Metazoa, Rotifera, Eurotatoria, Philodinida, Philodinidae. The record is from the annotation of a GenBank genome assembly.